AUGGCUUUCUCCAACCCGUUCUCUCGUGACAUCGAGGGCACUAGCCGGAACAUUCCUGCCUACCGUGCCUUCACUAUCAUCUCGUGGCUCCUCUUCUUUGUGGUAGCUAUCGUUUAUAGCAUCUCUCCUCCGCACGAUGGUCAUUGGGCCACUGGGACCAUCUUCGGUAUAAGCAAAGCACAUAUCACACCUUUCACACUCAGCCAUGCAUUCGUUGCCAUUUACUGGGUCUUCCUGUUCUGCAGCCAGAUCAGCUUCGUUGCACAAUUGUUUAGGAGGGAUGAGGCCGCUGUAACAGCUGCUGCUUCUGUUGGAAGCCAUUUCAUUCUUUUUAACCUUUUGCAAUUUGGUUGGAUUAUGCUCUGGACUCGCUCUCUAUUCUUCUGGAGUGACUGGUCUUGUUAUACCUUCGCAACCCUACCACACCAAGGCAUACUCGUUCACGUUCCGGCUGCCGCCAUGCCUUUGACGUGGUCAUUCUUCCUUGUUUUUUGGAACGGGUCUGUCAUGGUUGGAUGCCAUAGUCUCCCAUGUCAUGUCAUUGCCAACAUCGCCAUUUGGGGUAUUGCAGUCUUUGCUGGCUUCUUCCUCUUGGUAUUUAAGGAUUACCACGUUGGCUUCGCUACUACCUUCCUCACUGCUGGCUUGGGCGUUGGCCAAUUCUUCGCCAAGAUUAUCGCUCUCCAAUGGAUCUUUGCCUUUACGAUAAUGGCAAUCGUAUUCCUCUUCAGUUUGGCUGUCGCAAUACCUGGUAUUUAUGGAAGGGAAACCGGGGUGGAGGCUCGAGGUGGAGACAGGGAAAGAGCUCCACUGUUGCACGAGAGUAACUGAGGCAAAGCUCGAGCUACCUGGCGUUACCAACGAUCACGAGAGAGGGCAAAUGAUGAUUGAGUUUCAUGAAAGAUGGUUUCCGCUUCGGGUAGGACCAUGACGAAAUUUUCCUUCCCCCUAUUUUCUCCAUUGACUCCUAUUUCCUAGUUUCCAUAUUUGGGUUUUCUUUUUGUGUGUGUAUGACAAAGGUAUUUGCGCUCGAAAUGGGUUUCUUAUUUUCGUACUCGUGUUGGUACCCUUUGUUGUUCAGGUGAAUGGUAUCGAUGCUAGCGUUGAAUGAGAAUGGGAUUAUGGGUUUUUUUUAA
Molecule: messenger RNA, 1136 nt
Organism: Tuber melanosporum (Perigord truffle)
Lineage: Eukaryota; Fungi; Ascomycota; Pezizomycetes; Pezizales; Tuberaceae
Exons: 7
Coding region: 1-831 (276 amino acids)
Source: RefSeq, a predicted model, not a curated record